AGGACGACUGUGUGUUGUUCAUCUGUCUAAAUUUUUCUCCACUAAAUUUUAUUCUGGAAUUCUGCACACAACAAGCAACAGUGCAACAACUUCUGAACAAGAUCGACGAUUCAAAAAAACAAGCAAAUCAUAAGUGAAUGGAGCCGCCGGGACGGGAAAAACAUUCCUCAUUAAACUUUUCACGAAUGCGGUCAACAAGCGAUGGGGCAAGAAGAAUUCAGUCGUGAUUGCCGGAACGACUGGAAAAGUGGCGGAGGCGAUUGCAGGUCAGACUCCAACUGUAUCCACUCAAAUUGGGAAAAUGUUAUAAAUCACCAUUGUUCGAACAGUUCGAUUUUGGUAGCGGACCCGGAAUUUUUCAAUUUUUUUAUCAAGCUGGCUCAAAUUUGGUGCAGAGGGUAGGAGUCUGGAAGUGCAUGGAGCAGAGUUGGAUGAGAUCGUGAAAAAAUACAUCGAAUUUGGAAUUGUGAAAAACUUUGUAUUAUGUACUUCAAAUAAGCUAUGCCGACAUUUAAAUAACAUUGUUAGUUUCAUAUUUAAAAAUUAAUUUGUAUGAAAAUUUGAAA
Molecule: messenger RNA, 566 nt
Organism: Caenorhabditis elegans
Lineage: Eukaryota; Metazoa; Nematoda; Chromadorea; Rhabditida; Rhabditidae
Gene: Y51A2A.16
Exons: 3
Coding region: 202-402 (66 amino acids)
Source: RefSeq, marked reviewed